Molecule: messenger RNA, 785 nt
Organism: Triticum aestivum (bread wheat)
Lineage: Eukaryota; Viridiplantae; Streptophyta; Magnoliopsida; Poales; Poaceae
Product: poly [ADP-ribose] polymerase 2-like
Exons: 3
Coding region: 195-785 (196 amino acids)
Biological process (GO): protein poly-ADP-ribosylation; double-strand break repair
Cellular component (GO): nucleolus
Molecular function (GO): NAD+ poly-ADP-ribosyltransferase activity
Source: RefSeq, a predicted model, not a curated record
UCUGGCGUGCACGCAGAAUCUCCUUUCAAAACCGAUCCCUUGUUCCAUUAUCUCGAUCCUGCCUUUUGCUAGAUUUUUUCCCUAAAAAAAGAAUCAACUUACUAGAUUUUGAACAGGACAUUGAGGAAUUAUUAUUACUCCGAUCUUGCCAUGCAUGGCAUCCUGACUGAAUUCCUGAUGCCUAUGCUGCGAGCAUGCAUGCAUGCAUCAAGAUCAAGCAGAGAUCCUGGCCUGCCUGCCGCCCCUGUAGGUAUAGCUCCAUCUGGUACGUAUACGUAGGUGGGUCUGCGAAGCACGCCUCAACGAUGGCCGCGCAUCUCCAUGCGAUCCUGCGCACGAUGCUCAGGUGCCGCCUGACUCUGCACCCCGGCGGCGUCCCGCACAUGAGGAGGCCCCCUCCUCUCCCCCCUCCUCCUACUCAUCAUGCCAGCUUCUUCAUGCCGGCGCGGGGGCUCGCCGCGAGAGCGAGCAAGAACAAGAUGGACGCCACAGCUGCCAUAGGCGGCACGCCGCUUUCGACGACCCCUGAUGCCGCUGCCCUUGCAGCGAGAGGCGACGGCGACGGCGUCAGCGAUGGGAAGAAGGCCGAGGCCGCGAAGAUGGUGACGACCACGAAGAAGGGCGCGGCGGUGCUGGAUCCGCACAUCCCCGACGACAUAAAGAAGUCCUGGCACGUCCUGCAACUGGAUGAUGAGAUCUAUGACGCAACCUUGAACCAGACCAACGUCGGGGCCAACAACAAUAAGUUCUUCAUCAUCCAAGCUCUAGGUCAAAUUAGGAGCUGA